Molecule: messenger RNA, 1188 nt
Organism: Durio zibethinus
Lineage: Eukaryota; Viridiplantae; Streptophyta; Magnoliopsida; Malvales; Malvaceae
Product: anti-muellerian hormone type-2 receptor
Source: RefSeq, a predicted model, not a curated record
UAAAUGGUGAAUGGCUUAGUUCUUUCGUGAUAAAGGGCAGAGGACCCUCUCUAGUCCUCACAUGGUCUGUUUCGCAAGGCUGGAUAGGGUACUCAGCUAGCUAGAACAGCAGCACUGCCCUAGAAUAGGCGGACAUCAAAAGAACUUCCCCCACUUUCUCCUCUGGCCAUGGAUGCCUCAAAGAUGCUGCUACUAUCACCACCAUCAACCCCCCUACUUUCACUAAAACACCGUAGUUUCCUUGUCACGUAUAAAAGAUCAAGGUUGCAGACUCCGCUGAAAGUGCUAGCCAUGGCGAAGGAGACCAGUGAAAGCGACGAUGGAGUUAUAGAGAAAGCAGCAAUAGCCGGUGGCUUGGUUGCCAGCCCAGUGAUUGCCUGGUCCCUGUACACGCUCAAGACAACUGGGUGUGGUCUGCCCCCUGGGCCAGGUGGCUCGAUUGGUGCGCUGGAAGGUCUGAGCUACCUAGUUGUUGUGGGUAUUGUGGGUUGGUCUUUGUACACAAAAGCGAAAACUGGUUCUGGUCUGCCUAAUGGGCCUUUUGGGUUACUUGGAGCUGCGGAAGGACCCCUCCCAAGUGACCAGUGCUUCGGCUGAGAAGAACGUGGAAUGGGCCACUGCCGCUCAAUCUUAUGCUUCUGGCCAUGGUUUACUGUCUUUACUCCAACCUGCAACUUUUCUACUUCAUUUUUUUAACAUAGUUGAUUAGGCUGUGCUGCCUAGGUAUUGUAAAUAACUUACAUAAAUAAUGAAGUUUCCUUUUCUCUGUUUCUCUUUCUCGUUGUGAUUUCUAUUAAAAUUUUCAUGAAUGGUUUCUUACUGUAUCUGCAAUUCGAUAUGAUUAAACAUUAUUCAUCUACCCUUAUCCUUUCUUUCUUUUGAGUACAAAUCAUCUAAUGACACCCCACAUCCUUAAUUUUAUCAAAUACUUGAUUAAAAUUUUCUCUCUUUUUCAGUUUGAAUCAACGACAACAACAAUUGAACCAGAAAUAUUCCAAGGAUUCAUAAAUUUUUACCAACUUUAACCAAGUCAAAAUUAUUUGGGUCAUGAAGAAAAAGGCCUCUAAUUAUUUGGGUGAAGUUAAUAUUGAUAUAAAUUUAAGGAUUGUUGGUUAUGUGAAAGGCUUGUUGAGCUCCAGCUAACCUCUUUUGUCCUACAAAUACGAUGUUGUUUGGCUUUGACAAGAA